CACAAGAAGAGUGAUUUUGCGUUUACGUGUAUUGUUUUAUUUUUGCAAAUUAUGGGAAAUUAAGUGAAAUUGCGCUAUUAUUACAAUACAAUUACAAUGGCUACAUUGAUCCAAUCUUAUGAGCAACAGUACUCUGUUCUUACAGCUGAUAUUACAGCUAAAAUAGGACGUUUGAAAAUAGCUACUGAAGAAAACCGAGAUCAACUUUCAAAAGAAAUUCAGUCAAAUUUUGAGGAGGCCAAUGACUUGUUGGAGCAACUGGAGCUGGAAUGCCGUGGGUCGGGCGCCGGGUCGCGGGUGGAGGCCUACCGCGCCGAGCUGAAGCGGGUGCGCGACGAGUACCGCUCUGUACUCACUAACAGUGCCACGUAUAACAUGGACACAGAAGAGUCAUUCGACGACUGGGGUGGCGCCAACGAGCAGCGACAGAAGCUUCUAGACAACACGGAGCGUUUGGAGCGCACUGGCAAGACCCUCACUGAGGGGUAUCGUGUGGUGUUGGAGACUGAGCAGAUAGGCGCCGCUGUGCUGCAAGACCUCAGUGGACAGAGAGAAACCUUACAGCGCUCCAGAGGACGGCUCCGCGAAACAGACGAGCAACUGAACAGAUCAUCGCGUCUCAUCAACUCGAUGAUGGUGCGCGCGCUGCAGGACAGGUUCAUCCUCGUGAUGGUGUUCCUGGUGGUGGGGGUGUUGUUGUGUUUGGGGCUCUACUUCUACGUCACAUAGCCGGGGUGAGCCCAGUUUUAUUUGUCUAUGGUCACUGUGAACACAGUACUCUAUUGUUACGGGCCAAAGGGGCGGGGGGAGGGGUCAAUUGCAGUUUUGAGGAAAUAUAAAAGUGAAUGUUUUCAUCAAUAAUCAUGCCAUAAUCCCACAAAAUGAAUUAUAGGUUUUCCGUUUACACAGUUAUCUAAAAUGGCACGGAACUGGCCCCGAUUCUUGCAGACACCUCCUAAUUUUGCUUUAUUAUACCUGUCAUUUUCUUAUCCGCCGAAAACGACGGAUGAUUGAAUUAAUGAAUAACCCGGGCGAAUCAAAAAGGCAUGUCGCUGGUAUGUAUUUUGGAUAUAAAAAUAUCACGUUAAAAAUUAUCGCGUUCACGGUAAUGAUAUGAACUUAAAGGUUGUCAAAGAACUACCAACCCCCUUAAACUUUUCCAAAUCAAUUGCCAAUAACUAUAAUAAUUUUGGUUCUUAAUAAAAAGCCGAUUUAAAGGCAAAAUGUGAUUAUAAAUAGUAAAUACUGCAUUCCAUUGCAAAAGUGAUGUUGAAUUCAUUCUGGUGUUUAGUUUAAGAAUUUUAAUUUGACCCAACAUCUUAGCGUUAAAAAUGCCACAUCGAAGCAAUUCAUCUAAAAAAGUGAUAUUGCUAUUUGACAUUUUGUUGACAUUGCGCACUUACUUUUAACCCUUUAACCAUUGAUGGUUCAUAAUAGGUAAUAUGACACCUUGGAAUCGGAACGUCAUUAGACGUUCUGUCCUUGAAAGUGUUAAUAUUGCUUUUUACAUGAAUUACUUCAAUGUGCCCUUUUCAGACCCCUUAUCUCAGUUUGAGGCUUUAUUUCAUUGUUAAGUAUAUUUUAUGUGUAAUCAAUUUGGUAUUAACAAGGCGGAUGCUAUAAAUAUUAUGUUAAAUCGGCGUACAAUGACUAAAUAAUAAUAAAAGGACUUCACAGAGAGAGUUUAACA
Messenger RNA from Pectinophora gossypiella (pink bollworm), 1690 nucleotides. RefSeq names its product vesicle transport through interaction with t-SNAREs homolog 1A (gene Vti1a). Lineage: Eukaryota; Metazoa; Arthropoda; Insecta; Lepidoptera; Gelechiidae. The transcript has 6 exons. Gene Ontology annotation, biological process: retrograde transport, endosome to Golgi; intra-Golgi vesicle-mediated transport; macroautophagy. The record is from RefSeq and is a predicted model, not a curated record. Gene Ontology annotation, molecular function: SNAP receptor activity; SNARE binding. Bases 97 to 729 code for a protein of 210 amino acids. Gene Ontology annotation, cellular component: Golgi apparatus; ER to Golgi transport vesicle membrane; SNARE complex.